Nannospalax galili (Upper Galilee mountains blind mole rat) is the source of this 2584-nucleotide messenger RNA. RefSeq names its product nuclear GTPase, germinal center associated (gene Nuggc). NCBI's taxonomy places the organism in Eukaryota, Metazoa, Chordata, Mammalia, Rodentia, Spalacidae. The transcript has 19 exons. The coding region runs from base 168 to 2555 and encodes 795 amino acids. Gene Ontology annotation, molecular function: GTPase activity. The record is from RefSeq and is a predicted model, not a curated record.
UGAGAUCUGCAGCAUCACUACGGAUGUCUGUACUGUCCGUGCUCUCCUUUGUGGACGCCUGGACUGAAGCAGGAAAGCUCGUUCUUGUUUUUGUUUCAUUUUGUUUAUUCAGUGACAUCUGGCUGGUUUUCCUCAGCAAACCAAAGGAGCAGUUGACAUAGUAGGAAAUGGCAGAAAUGGAGGCUUUGGUGGGUCUGGAGCCAUACUCAGUUGAUCAUGGUCUGUUUCAAGAACCCAUGAAGAAAAGACGCCGGGCAGACCGAGACCGGCGGUUCCAAGCGUUUCCCUCCAUGGAGCAAAGUGCUCUUAAGGAAUAUGAAAAACUGGAGUCUCGGACCAGGAGGGUUUUGAGCAACACUUACCAGAAAAUGAUUCAGUCUGUCUUCUUGGAUGAUAACAUACCCAGUGGGGUCAAGUAUCUCAUAAACAGGCUUCUCACCUUGAUUGAAAAGCCACCAUUGGACCCAAUCUAUGUUGGGUUAUUGGGAAGCACUGGAGCUGGAAAGAGCUCCCUCAUCAAUGCCCUCAUCCAGCAAGCUAUGUUUCUACCAGUUUCUGGAGAAAGUAUUUGCACUUCAUGCAUUGUACAAGUGAGCUCUGUGUGCUGUGAGCAGUAUGAGGCCAAAAUCCACCUUCUGUCUGACCAGGAGUGGAAGGAGGAGCUGAGGAACUUGACCAAGCUCCUGCACAGGACUGAGGAGCCCAGUGAAGAGGCGGAUAUGUGGGACAAGGAUGAUGCAGUGGAGGAAGCCGCCUGGAAGCUACAGAUGGUCUAUGGAAGUGGGGCAGAAAGGCAGAGCUUUGAGGACUUGCUAAGGACGAAGCCCAGAGGGAAGAUUCCCACCUCUAGAAUCAUCACUCUCAAGGCAGAGGAGGCAGAAGAGCUGUCUGUCAAGCUGGACCCCUACAUCAGGACCCAGAGGAGACACUGGGAUAGAGAACCAGCUGAGACUAGAAUGUGGCCCUUGAUCAAGUAUGUGGAAGUGAUUCUUCCCAAAUCUGCGCUGCUUCCUGAAGGGGUUGUGCUGGUGGACAUUCCUGGCACAGGCGACUUCAACAGCAAGAGGGACGAGAUGUGGAAGAAGACCAUUGACAAGUGCUCUGUGAUCUGGGUGAUCUGCGACAUAGAGCGGGUUUCUGGGGGGAGAACCCAUGAAGACCUUUUGAAUGAGAGCAUCAAAGCCUGUCAGCGUGGCUUCUGCAGAGAUGUUGCCCUGGUGAUCACCAAGACGGACAAACUCCACCUUGCAGAAUAUCUAAGGGAAAGAAAGAUGGGAAAUCAAGCCAUUCAAAGUCAGCGAGAGGCUGUUUUGCAAAGAAAUGAAAUAAUUAAACUACAAAGGAAUAGAAUUCUUAAGGAAAAACUGAAGAGAAAACUGCCAGCUGACUCCAGGGUUCUGGAAACCUCGGAUCUGGUGUGCACAGUCAGCGCCCAGGAGUAUUGGCAGCAGGCCGUUCUCACCGAGGAAGAAACUGAAAUCCCCAAGUUAAGAGAAUAUAUUCGGAAAAGGCUCUUGGACAAGAAGAGGAGACUGGUGACCAAGUUCGUCACUGAAGCCUUUGGCCUGUUGCUCCUCACAGACAGUUUCAACUCAACAGAAAACUUGCUGAAUGAGCACUUGAAUGCCAGUGGCCUGCGGCGAUUUGUAGAGGAAAGGGCAGAGCUGUUGGAGAAGGGUAUUGAGCAGUGCUUUGCCCACAUGGAGCGGCCUCUGCAGGAAGGGGUCCAGGUGGCCAGGGCUUCCUACCGACGCAUCCUGAGCACAUGCCUGGUGAGAAGUAAAGGAAAUCAAGGUUUUCAUCAGACCCUGAAAGCUGUUUGCCUUAAAAAUGGUGUCUACGCCUCCAGGACUUUGGCUAGGAUUGACCUGAAUGAAGCCAUCUCCCAGCCUAUCUAUGACCAGAUCGACCCUGUGUUUGGAGGCAUUUUUAGGGAUGGGAAGCAAGCUGGCCCUGCUUUGAUGCUGUACAUAGAUGCUUUCAAGCACUCCCUGGAGGAGAGAAUGGCACAAAUUGGGAUAAGAAAUGGUUGGAUAUACGAUGGGUACAAGAAAAGCUUCCUGAUCCAGGAGAUAAGCUCCAUCCUGGGAGGCCUGGAGGGCCACAUCCUCCGAAGGAAGAGAAGGAUCUACGAGUCUGUCACCAUCUCCAUCCAGAACGACUUGAAGCCUUGUUAUGAAGAUGCAGCUCAGAUCACUGGCAGAAAAGCAUGUGAGAGAAUGAAGGAUGCCAUCAGAAGAGGAGUGGAGCGACAGGUGGCCGAGGGCAUGUUUGAAAGGGCUCAAGAGAGGAUGCAGCACCAGUUCCGGCAACUGAAGCAUGGAAUCAUUGAGAAGGUGAAGGCCAGCAUCGCCACCAUGUUGACCCUUGCUUCGUCUCAGAGUGAUGGUCUCUGCAAGGAGCUUGCAGAUGUCAGGAAUGAAUACAAGGAGAUGGAAAAGCUCCACAGAAGCCUGAGAGAGGUCGCUGAGAAUGCACAGCUGCGGCGCGGCAUGCAAGAUUUCCUCCUGGGAAUGUCCCCCAGCAAAGCAGGUCCCCCCAGAACUGAACUUUAGUUCUUGGGGCUUAGCCCCAAGGCAAUGAA